Encephalitozoon intestinalis ATCC 50506 is the source of this 2166-nucleotide messenger RNA. RefSeq names its product coatomer subunit beta prime. The transcript has a single exon. Gene Ontology annotation, biological process: intracellular protein transport; retrograde vesicle-mediated transport, Golgi to endoplasmic reticulum; endoplasmic reticulum to Golgi vesicle-mediated transport. Gene Ontology annotation, cellular component: COPI vesicle coat. The record is from RefSeq and is a predicted model, not a curated record. Lineage: Eukaryota; Fungi; Microsporidia; Unikaryonidae. The coding region runs from base 1 to 2166 and encodes 721 amino acids. Gene Ontology annotation, molecular function: protein binding; structural molecule activity.
AUGAAAUUCAAGAGGACAAUACAGAAAACAUUUGGAUCGUCGAAGAUAAAGAGUAUACAGGUGCAUCCUACCAAGCCGAUAGGGAUAAUGGGGCUGUUUUCUGGGGAUAUCCAGGUUUGGGACAUCGACAAAAUGGGAAUGAUAAACAGCAUCCAUGUGUGUAAUGAACCGAUAAGAACCUGUGCAAUCUUGAGUAGGAUGGACUGGGUACUUGUGGGAAGUGACAACGGAAAGGUUAGCAUAUACGAACUGGGAAAGUACAGGAAGAUCAAGAUGUUUCAUGGGCAUGACGACUUCAUCAGGAAGAUCGAGGUCCACCCACAGGAACCGAUGUUUUUGACUGCCUCCGAUGAUUCGACACUGAAGAGCUGGACAUAUGAAGAGGAGAUUGUUCAGAAGAUGGUAUACACAGGACACAAGCACUUUGUAAUGGAUGUUUGUUUUUACCCGAAUGACUGCAGUAAGUUCGUAUCGUGCUCUCUGGACUCCACAAUCAAGGUAUGGCACAUAGGACAGCCGCAUUGUGUGAAAACGUUCAAGGGACACGCGUCUGGAGUAAACAGUAUAUGCUUUCUGAGUGGAGAUUAUCUGGUUUCUGGGGCAGACGACCUAACAUUGAAGGUUUGGGACUUCCAAACAACACAGUGCAUAACAACCCUCGCAGGACAUACAAACAAUGUCAACAAGGUGUAUCCGUUUAGUAGCUUCUCUCUUUUUGCUUCAUGUGGAGAGGAUGGAAGCAUGCGGCUAUGGAACAGCAAGACAUUCAAGCAGGAGGAUCUGAUUAUGCUGCAAGGGGGAAGAGUAUGGGAUGUGAAGGAGAAGGACGGAAGGAUAAUUGUUGGGUGUGAUGAAGAGCUUGUCUUUAUCAAUGCUUGGCAGGGAUCAUCUCUUGUUCGGAUGAGUAGGAACAGAAUAUUCUACUCUGCAUCUGGGUCUAUGUUUGGUACCAGGAGUGACAACAUAGGUGUGGUCAAAGAGUUGCAUAACAUUGGAUUCUACCCCGACGAGUUAGAGGUGUCCCCGAGUGGAAAGACAAUAGCAGUUGGGAACGAGGGAGAGUUUAAGAUCUUUUCAUCUCUGGGAUUUCGAAACAAGUUUGGCGGAGAGGGAAGAGAUUUCCACUUCAUAGAGGAUGAUGAAUUUGUUGUGAGAAACGGAGAGGUUGUGAACUUCUACAAGAAGGCCGAAGUGAUCCGAAGUAUUAGCAUCAAGGGGAUCAGCAAAGUGUUUUUUCUAAGUCCUAGGUUGAUAGGAUGCAAUGUCUGCGAUCAGACGAGAAUUUACCUAUCUACUGGAGAGUUCGUGUCAUCUGUUAGUCAUGCGUCCGACCAUCUUGCCAUGAUCGGAGACUUUCUGAUUGCAUGUGGAGCAUUUAUAAGCAUCUACAGAGUGGACCAUGAAGUGAUCAACGGGUUUAUUGAACAGGAGAUUGAGAUUCCAGAGGAAGGGAUAAAGGAAGCAUUAAUACAUCUUGGGACUGAGUACUAUUCGGUAGCAUCCUGGUGUGCAAAAGAAGAUGUUUUCUACUUUGUAUCAAAUGGUAAGGGAUACUAUCUCAUCCUGGGAGACAAGCCAUAUGUAUAUCAUUUUUCAUCUAUUGACGGCACAAUUGCCGGAGUUGAGAACGGAGUUCUGUUUUAUCUCCGCGACAAAUCAAUUGAGUGCAAAAGGAUAGAUGGGGAGUUUCUUGAGUUCCAAAGAUCUGUAAUACUUGGGAAAGAAUACAAGGUGACGGAGGGGAUCCGCAGUAAGGCGAUUGCAUUUUUCGAGUCUCUGGAAAUGCACGAGAAUGCUCUAGAUCUUUGCAUAGACGACAACCAGAGAUUUGAGAUUCUUCUCAAGCUGGACAGGUAUGAUGAGGCAUUUUCAAAAGCAAACAGUAUAGUCAAGUAUGACAAGCUUGGAAGAUACUUUCUCAGGGCCGGAGAGCUUCCGAAGGCAUCUGAAUGCUUUCUUAAGUCGAGGAACUGGGUAAGCUUGCUCCUUUCAGACAUUCUAUCUUCGAAGAAAAAUCUUUCUCUUGCAGCAUCCGAGUGUAAAAAAGAGGGAAGGCUGAACCAUGCAUUCUUCGCAUACCUCAAGAGCGGACAGUAUAUUGAGUGUGCCAAACUGCUGGAAAAAACUCCUUUCUCGACCUUGUUUGCUAAGAACUAUCUUGAUUAA